Anopheles stephensi (Asian malaria mosquito) is the source of this 1591-nucleotide messenger RNA. RefSeq lists its product as uncharacterized. Gene Ontology annotation, molecular function: structural constituent of chitin-based larval cuticle. The transcript has 3 exons. Gene Ontology annotation, cellular component: chitin-based extracellular matrix. The record is from RefSeq and is a predicted model, not a curated record. Lineage: Eukaryota; Metazoa; Arthropoda; Insecta; Diptera; Culicidae. The coding region runs from base 238 to 1353 and encodes 371 amino acids.
CAUCGCAUGGCGGUUAUUGUUUUCGUGGUCGCGGGAACGCACGCUUCGAUACGGCGUCGAUCGAUCGGUAGUGUUUCAGUGUGGCUAGCUUUCCGAAGUUUUGUAACAGAUUGCCGGUGCUACUAAUUUAGUGUGUGCCAGUGUGCGGUAGCCAUUUUCGGGUGACGAUAAGCUUAUCGGUGUUGGAAGAAAGUUAAUUAGCGUAAAAGCCUGUGCGGUUGUUUCGUGUGAACAACAAUGAUGGAGAAAUUCUUGCAAGUUCUAACCAUCCUCUCGCUGGUAACACCGUUGCUGCUUGCUCGGCGCAUCCAGCUCGUCAACAUCAGCCCGGAGGAGGCCCAGAAGUACAUCACCCAGCAGAGUUUGGAUCUUCGGUACGCGUCGAAGCUCGGUGAGCAUCCGCUCGGUUACACGCGCAAUGUGCAGGAUCCGGCCACCUUCUACUACAACGGUCGGCUUAUCGACAAUCCGGAGGACUACGUGGAGGAGGAGUACGAGGCGAAACAGUUCCACGGGCAGGAUGGGCUCGGUAGAGCAAUGUUCGGCUACAGUGACCACAAUCAGGCCCGGCUGGAAGCACGCAACGCAAACGGUGAGGUCCGUGGCUCGUACCAGUACGUGAACCCGCUCGGUGAGGAUGUGAUCGUACAGUACUGGUCCGAUGGGCUCGGUUUCCACCAGAUCGACAACCGUCCGGAGGUACGUCUGCAGCCGGUAACCGAAACGCCCGAGGUGCGUGAGGCACGUCUCGCACACAUGAAAGCAUGGGAGGAAGCCGCCAACUUGGCCCGUGCCAAUCCAGACGUAACGUCCGGCAGCACGGACGACGAACCGUACCGUGCCGUCCAAGCAAACACGGUAGAGGAUGAGCCUGAGCAGGAUGAAAUAUUGGCUGCCGUUUCGAACCAACACCAGAGCCUGAUUCGCUAUCCGAGCCUACCGUACACGGACCACAUUUCGCCCAGCGUGUCCUCGGAUGCGCUUGGCGACGAAGGUGUCGUCGUGGAAGCGGUACGAAACGUGAAGAAGCGUAACAACGAGCAGGACGAGCAGGCGGCUGGCAGCGAGGAUGAACCGGCGGUAUCGGCCGAUCCGAAAGGAUUCUUUUACAGUUUCGACUAUCCCGUCCAGUUGGUGGCGGAAAGUGCGGCCAAAAAGGCGGCCCGCGCAGAAUUCGGCGAAAGUCCUCAAGAAUCGGUGGUGGUGGAGACGAAAGAUACAAGCGUCCCGAAAGCGGUUCCGGUGGAUGAUCGUGUCUCGUUGAAGGCGGUUCUGAGCGGUGAAACGUUGGUCGACGCUGUUCACGAUGCUCAGGUUUCACCGAAACAGAAGUUGCAGGUGGAGCGUAACUAAUGCGCAGGGACAUUGGGGGAGCAAAAGAACAGUCGGAAAAUAAAUUGGAGCAAAUCAGCAAACGAAAAACCACAAAAGCCAUCGGGAGCGAACGAAGCCGUAAAGAGAUCUCUGAACGAACGAUCCAGACAAUGCUGUGUGUGUGAGCGUGUGAGCUUGUAUCGGUACGUCAAUCAAUCGAAUUGUCAGACACAACUUAAGCGAACAAAUAAAACAUGAAUGAUCGGGUGAAAAAUGA